ACUACUGCUGUCAAUGUCAUUUACUCUAAAAACGAGAAACUAGUUAUUGUUUUUAAUAAUUAGUCGCUGUGCUUUUUGUAUUUUUCUAGUGUCCUUAAAUGUCUUUAUCAAACAUAAUGUAAAAACAUUGUGUUUAAAAUGGAUGAUCCCAUUCAACAUACUUUAGGUUAUUCGACGAAAGCCGCGUUAAUCAAAUUACGUGAUGAUAUUCGUGUUGUUGUAAACGAAUUCAAAAAGAAAACUCCGACGGGGUAUGGGCUAAUAAGGAAUAUAAUAUCAUUUUCAUCUGAAAAAGUGUUACUGUCAGGUGUUGCUUAUACAAUAACACUAACAUAUAUCGUCUGCCUCAUUCUUACUUACAUAUUUGGAGAAUCGGUGCAAGCACAUGCAUAUUUACUUUGGGAAGCAUUCUUUCUAUUUGUCAUAUUACUUAUAAAUUUUCUUGUUGCUCUUAAUGAAGAAUAUUUAUAUAGAAAUGAAAUCCCUCAUAGAGUCCACAAAGUGUUAGAAAAUUUGGAUGAGGCUAUAGAGGAAGCAAAAUGGAAAGAACAACACUAUCCUCAUCUUUGUGCUCCAUUUUCCCCAUGUGUUAUUUUGCAAUGGACUUACAGAGAUGCUACCAUCGUAAACUUACCAUGGGCACUUCUUGUGGAAGGUGACAUCAUUGUCUUGAGGCCUGGUCAGGAAGUACCAGGUCAUUGUAAGGGCUUGCAGCCUGAUGAUCCUGAGUUGUUUUUUGGACAGAUCUUUCAGCCGACUUCACAGUCAAAAGAACCAUUUGGCACACCACGCAUCCGCACACCGCAUCAGAAUAAAGCGUACAGAAUGUGUGAGACACCAUAUUUGAAGAAUCUGAAACUGGCAUUAGAACAAGGCACAAGUAGGCCUGUCACCGUUUUUGAGAAACAAAGGUAUUUGUGCACUGUGAAAAUAAUGGAGGGUAUAGUUCUACCACUGGUGAUAGCAUUGGUCGUGAUAGCGAGCUUCAUUCGGCACGUGUACAAUCUUCCCGGCAUGACACAUUGGACUGAGAUCUACUUCCUGCAGACCAUCGCCGCUUCACUGCCGCUACUACAGAUCGUCUUCCCUAUUGCUUGGAUCACGCUCAAUUGCUACGGAUUAGCUAGGUUCAAACUUCUCUCAGAAACGCGUCAGAAAUAUGUUCGUCCAAAGUCGUGUUCCAUAUCAGAAGAAGCCAGCGAUCCGCUCAUACAAGCUCUCAGUGAAUCUAACCUUAAACCCGACAGCUUGAAAUCCUUAGGCAAAACCUUUUUCAAUAUACUAAUUGGUAGAGAAGAUAUGGUCUGCAGAACUGCAAACAUCGUACAUGUGCUGGGCUCUUUAUCGGCCCUUUGCUGUAUAGAUAAGAAGGGUAUAUUAUCAUGGCCUAAUCCGACAGCAGAAAAAGUGUUCUUUCUACGAAACUCUAGUCCAGCCUCAAACAACUCUAGCAAAACUAGUAUAGUCACGUCUAUGGGACAUCAGAGCGAAACUAAUAUGGAACAAGUCGGUGAUGGGAAACCACUUAAUGAGCCGUCCACUAUUGUCGAGGUGUUAGAUCUGACUCACGACCAGAACGCUCCGUUUUGCGUGGAAUUCGACGAUAAACGUUGGCGUCACCACCUCGCUCGCCUGAAGCCCCUCGGUCUGGCGGCGUUACUUAACACAUGCGCACCGACGCCUCGACACACAUACGCACACUUCUGCGCUCAUCUCACGUGCGAGGCGCAACUGAGUGAAGACCUGGUACCGGUUACUAACCGGCGUUGCCUCUGCGAGCUGGCGAAGCAAAUUGGAUUCACAGAUUCAGUGGCUGACACAUACACUGUGCAAGAGUGUCUUGCCAUAUUCAGACAUUUGCAAGCAGACACAAUCAGACGUGAGACGCGAUUUGUGCGUCAGUUACACUUGAGUACAAGAGUCAAAGUGCCGUUACCACACAUGUUGGCAGUCGUAGUGAAAGAUCAAGCCAAUCAACUUCAGAUGCUAACACAGGGCACCGCGGAUAUUAUCCUGGACUCCUGCGUGGACUAUUGGAACGGACGCGACCUAACACCAAUAUCGCCCUCCGAUCGCAAGAAGAUCAUAGACUUCUACCAGAGGAACUCGCUCACAGCAUACUGUACAGCCUUCGCUUACAAGCCUCUGACACGCGGCAUCACUCCUACGUUGGCGCACAUGUACCUGGAGUUACCGCCCGAUAGUCGGCAGCUGUACGCGACACACUCGCAGCACUGGGGCGACGCUCCCGCGCUGCACUUCCACUCUACAGACUCACUGUUAUUUAACGAAGUGACAGACGAAGACGUGAACGACGCAGACGGAUAUUUUGACAUGCAGUGUAAUCAGGUGUUCAUAGGAAUGGUGACGAUGCAAUACCAGGCGCAAAGUGAUAUGGUGCAGCUGAUUGAGAGACUCGAGCGCGCUUGCAUUCGCUUCGUCCACUUCAGUAAAGAGAACGAGUUGAGAUCGCGUGUGUUCAGCGAGAAAAUGGGCCUCGAGUCCGGUUGGAAUUGCCACAUCUCACUCAUGAACGACGACACCGCUAGUAAGAGUGCGUCGCCGCUUUCGUCGCAAACUUUGCCGCAAGGGGGCGGGACCGGGGGCGGGGGGCGUGGCCUCUCCUCGCGACUCAAUAGGGCCGUCGAUACCUAUGACGCGUCGCUCGGCUUUUACUAUAGCAACAACAUGGCGUCGUCGAAGGCAUUGUCUCUCUCUGCACCUGGUGCCAUCAAUUUGGAGCACAGUACAGUCAAAUUUGAUAAUGAAAUCAAGAGGGCGAGGCAUUCUAUCACCACACACAGCGGAAUAAAGUUGCAACGAGGCAGUAUCCCUACAUCGCAGCCGUCAGCGGACUCGCUGCUGGAGGACGAGGAGGAGGAGGGGGCGGAGUCCCCGCUCGACGCUUGUCGAUCGCUCUCCUGCCUCACGGAUUCCACUGAUCACUCAGCGCCUGUCAACUUCGACAUGAGCAACCGGGCAAAGUUACCGCGAGGCAUAGAGAACAUCCGUCCGCACAUAGAGAAGGUGGACAACGUGCCGUUGCUGGUGUCGCUGUUCACAGACUGCACGCCGCGCUCCGUCCACCUCAUGAUACAGAUCAUGCAGGAUUACGGCGAAGUGGUAUGUGUAAUGGGAUCGGCCGCUAACUGCCUUAAUACGGAGAUAUUCAUGCAAGCUGAUGCCAGUAUUGCGGUAGAACCAUUGUAUCCUGUGUUGUGCCAAAAAAUGCCCCCCUACCAAAUACCUGACAAGUGUAUCGGACCAAUCGACUUGGCGAGAUCACUGAACUCUGUGCCUUGUUCCUUAUCGAUGACGUGCGAUUCAGACGUGUCGCUGUUCACGCUAAUCACGAUGUCACGCCAUUUCAUGAUGUGUUUGUGGAAUAGUACGCAGUUCUGGAUAUGCAGCGUCUGUUUCAUAGCGUUACUGCAGGUAGGUUCGUUGUGCGCGUUCCUGCCGCUAGCGAUGAGCGUGGGCGGGUGCGUGUGGUGCUGCGUGUGCUGCGUGCCGCUGCUGGCCGCGCCGCUCGCGUGCGCGCCGCUGCCGCCCGCGCUCAUGCAGCGCGCCGCUACCCGCCCGCACUUGCACUUCACCGCGCAGAUGGCGCUGUUCGUGUUCUGGUGUUACGCGUGCAAGUUCCUCCCCGCCGCGAUAUCAAUACUGGUGCUAUACGGUUUCACACUGCGAGCGUUCUGCGAACAGAUAUCUGUCGCGACCAAUACGACCGACUGUUGGUUCGUGUACCCGGUUAAUGAGGGAAACUACACGGAAACUCACGAUUUGACCUUGAAGAGCUGGCACGGAUGGGGGGACGACUUCUACGACCAAUUCUACUUGGCACAGCAUAUAACGCUGGCACUGAUAACGCUGCACUUAAUUGUGAUAUCACUGUCUUUCGUGCACAGACAGUCGUCCAUAUGGCAGAGAUGUUUUUGGACUAAUAAAGUUUGGUGCGCUAGUGUAGUUAUUUUGGUGGUAUUGCAGAUAGUGUUUAGUGCGUGUACGUUGAGCGGGCGGUACGGGUAUUGCGAGCGUUGGGGCGUGUGCGCUCUGUACGGGCGCGUGCCGUGGACGCUAGCGGUCGCGUACGUCGCCUCGCCGCUACUAGUGUUCGCGCUCAACGAGCUAAUCAAGUGGCAAGAGAUCAAAGCUGACAUCAGGAAUCAACGACGUGCCAGAUUAGAUUUCGGAACAAAACUGGGAAUGAACUCACCUUUCUAACGGAAAUUAUCACCUCUAGUCAAUUAUUGUAGUGAAAUUUAAGACAAGAUGAUUCAAUGUGAAUUUUUAUAUUAAGAGAAAAUGUGACAUGUACUUAUGAUGUAUAAUAAGUGUAAAACUAUUUUGUACUUACUUUAUUUAUGACUCUGUUUUAAUGAACAUAGAAUAAUAUUUCCGAUAAAAAUAAACGUUACAUA
Diatraea saccharalis (sugarcane borer) is the source of this 4421-nucleotide messenger RNA. The record is from the annotation of a GenBank genome assembly. NCBI's taxonomy places the organism in Eukaryota, Metazoa, Arthropoda, Insecta, Lepidoptera, Crambidae.